Penicillium roqueforti is the source of this 2415-nucleotide messenger RNA. RefSeq names its product glycoside hydrolase family 31 protein. The coding region runs from base 1 to 2415 and encodes 804 amino acids. Gene Ontology annotation, biological process: N-glycan processing; carbohydrate metabolic process. The record is from RefSeq and is a predicted model, not a curated record. Gene Ontology annotation, molecular function: alpha-glucosidase activity. Lineage: Eukaryota; Fungi; Ascomycota; Eurotiomycetes; Eurotiales; Aspergillaceae. The transcript has a single exon.
AUGGCCUUUCCGACUAAUUCUGUCGCCAACCCUCGGGCCGUCAUUUCUGGUCCGAAAUAUCGCUUUACCAUUCUGACCGAUUUCUUGAUUCGGUACGAGUGGGCUUCUGAUGGAUGUUUCGAAGACCGAGCGUCAACUUUCGCCAUCAACCGGCACUUUCCGACGCCCCAAUUCCGCGUCGUCGACAACGAUGGUAAUCUCGAGAUCAUCGCCGACAAUUUCCACCUAUGUUACGAUAAGCAACGAUUCUCCCCUGCUGGACUGAACGUCCAUUUCAACUUCAAAUAUACCAACUGGGGGGCUCCAUGGCAGUAUGGACUCGAUGAGGAGCUCAAUUUGGGAGGCACAGCUCGGACCCUUGAUCUUUGCGAUGGCCGUUGCGAUAUGGGAAAAGGAGUGAUUUCCAAAGCAGGAUAUGCGGCCCUCGAUGACUCAACAUCUAUGCUCUUCGAUGGAGACUUUGUGGCGGGUCGGAAACCGGGUGAUCGUAUCGAUGGAUACCUUUUCUGCUACGGUCAUGACUACAAAGCGGCGAUGAAAGCAUUCUACUCAGUGUCCGGCAAGCAGCCCAUAUUACCCCGAUAUGCUCUAGGCAACUGGUGGAGCCGAUACUAUGCCUAUCACCAAGACGGGUAUGUUCAACUCAUGGAUGAGUUCCGUGCACGCGAUAUUCCCAUGUCAGUUGCUGUGGUCGACAUGGACUGGCAUCUCGUAUCAGACCCUUCUGUACCCCAUGCCGGAUGGACCGGCUAUACCUGGGAUAAGAAACUCUUCCCAAAUCCCAAGCAGUUCCGACGUGAUCUGCACGAGAGACAUCUCAAGAUCACCCUGAAUGAUCAUCCUCACAAUGGAAUUCAUUCCCAUGAAGAUGCAUACAAGGAAAUGGCCAAAGCUCUGGGUCACGAUACCGGGGAAAAGAGGCCAAUUAUUUUCGAUCCCUCUAACCCCAAGUUCAUGAAAGCGUACUUCGAGAUCCUGCAUCGUAAUCUGGAGAAUACCGCAUGCGAUUUCUGGUGGAUUGACUGGCAGCAAGGCCCGUACUCCAAAGUUCCUGGCCUCGAUCCCCUUUGGCUUCUGAACCAUUUCCACUAUCUCGAUCAUGGACGAGAUGGCAACACCACUCCCCUUAUCUUUUCCCGGUACGCCGGGCCUGGAAGCCAGCGAUACCCAGUGGGAUUCUCGGGCGAUACAGUGGUCACCUGGGAUUCGUUGGCCUUCCAACCGGAGUUCACCGCAACAGCGUCGAAUGUAGGUUACGGGUGGUGGAGCCAUGAUAUUGGCGGCCAUAUCUUUGGAGGCAGAGACGACGAACUCGUUACUCGAUGGGUCCAGCUCGGUGUCUUUUCGCCCAUUUUCCGUCUGCAUUCUUCUGAUUCGAAGUGGAAUUCUAAAGAGCCGUGGAUGUAUCGCUCGGAGUACAAGAAGGUCAUGUCUAGCUUUAUGAGGUUGCGACAUCGACUGGUACCAUUCCUGUAUACAUGCAACGUUGUCGGUUCUAUCGAGAAUGAGCCUUUAGUGCAGCCGAUGUACUGGAUGUUUCCGGACUCUGAUCAGGCGUACGUGUUUCCCAAUCAGUAUAUCUUUGGCUCGAAACUCUUGAUUGCUCCUAUUGUCGAUCCUCGGGACAAGACGACAAACUUGGGGGCUGUCAAAGCAUGGCUGCCACCCGGUCCCCGGUUUGUUGACAUAUUUACUGGCCAAUUGUAUGACGCAGACCGGGAGAUCACAUUUUACCGGAGACUGGAAGAAUACCCUGUUCUGAGCCGUGAAGGAACUAUCAUUCCUAUGGAUGCCAGCCCAGCGCCCGGAAACGGUUGCUUGAAUGUGGAAGCGUUCGAGUUUCUUGUUGUCAUCGGCAACGAUGCUGAAGCCAUUGUUUUGGAAGAUUUUGAAGACGAUGCACCCAAUUCGACGGCAGGCCAGGGGCAACGGAAAUUUGCUGUCCACUUCAACCAGGCUGACGGAAAGCUGACCGCCGAAUCAAUCGACCGGCCCUCGAAAUUCCGAUUUGUGUCGUUGACGUCCAUUCCGGACAACUUGAAAAUUUACUGUGACGGCAUCGACCGGACGAAAGAGGUUAAAGUGUCCGUCGAGGAGGGCUGCCAGGCCCCUGGUCUCGUCAUUGAAUGCUCAUUCUCCAAAAUUGGUCACUGCAUCACUAUUGAACUCGGUCCUAAUCCUCAGCUCAGCGUGAUGAAUCCGAUGCGCCGUCUCGAGCCUCUGAUUAUGGACUAUCAAUGUGAGUUCGAGAUUAAAGACAAGUUGUGGAAAGUCGUGGCAGACCACAUGAAACGUGUUAACGCUAUGAUUGGCACGCUGCUAUCGCUUGGGUACGAUGACUCUAUCGUCGGUCCUGUGUUUGAGCAGCUGUUGGCAGAUAGUCGGCUAUGUUCGCCUUUUGCUAAGCGGACGUAG